Molecule: messenger RNA, 3237 nt
Organism: Exserohilum turcica Et28A
Lineage: Eukaryota; Fungi; Ascomycota; Dothideomycetes; Pleosporales; Pleosporaceae
Exons: 1
Coding region: 1-3237 (1078 amino acids)
Biological process (GO): DNA alkylation repair; DNA repair
Cellular component (GO): nucleus
Molecular function (GO): dioxygenase activity
Source: RefSeq, a predicted model, not a curated record
AUGGCCUCCAAGAUGGCUGAUCUCAUGGACCUGGUGGCCCAAAACCAGCCCAAGUUCCAGACGCAUCAAGCGCUUCUUGUCAUUGGUCUACAGAAUGACUUUGUGCUGCCAGACGGACGGCUUCCCGUCGCCACCAGAACUGGCUUUCUUGACCGUAUCCAUACGCUGGUUCCGAAGUUCCGCGACCUUACCGGCAAUGUUAUAUGGGUCCAGACGCUCUACGAGGCAGAUCGCAUAGCCACUGGAGCGGAUACGGGUGAAGGGGACGCGCUUGUUGUUGGUGGCUUGAUCGACGGCGACGAGAGCGGCGCAGAGGCUGGCGACGACGAUCUGGGAAAAGAGGCGGCUUCAUUACCCGCGCAAUCAAAAUCGUCAAAACACAAGCAACGCGCCCUUGACCUGUUGAAACGCGUGUCGGCGCGGAGAAAGACUCUACCAAAAGAGGUGGCUAAAGCUUCGGUCGAAGAGGACGACGAACUGUUUCUGCUGAAGACCGAAAGGCGUGCGCCAGCAUGCGUACCUAAGACCCACGGCGCCGAGUUCAUUGAUGUCGUUGCUCGGCAGAUGGAAUUGCCCGCAGAUGUCAUAACGCGAACCACCAACUACUCGGCAUUUCAAGGCACAAACCUGCUCAUGACAUUACGUGCACGGCUUGUUACUGAACUCUUCAUUUGCGGAUGCAUUACAAACGUCUCUGUACUGGCCACUGUCAUCGAUGCCGCUCGACACGGAAUCAGAAUAUACGUUGUAGAAGACUGUCUCGGUUACCGCAAGGAAAACCGGCAUGAGUUGGCGUUGAAGCGUAUGGAGGACUUUUUUGAUGCAUACCUAGUGAACAGCGAGGAGAUUCUCGAAAGAGAACCACCGGAAAUAUUGCAGAAGCCACCGACAGCCGCGAACAGUGCCAAGAGCGACGCCAAACAGAGCGAAAAGACCAUUGAGGCUUUGAUGGGCAAAAUGUCGUUGGGCGAAGACGGCAAUGCAAAGAAUACAUCGCGCCCAGACGAGAAGCCGAGCGCUGAGCGUAAUGCAGAGCCCACUGACAAAGAAUUCGCCGAUAUGCUGGUCAAGGGUGCAACGGUGCCGGGUGCAGAAGAAGAGAAGCCCAAGCUCGUCAAAACCAAGAUCAGAAUGAGAUCUGGAAAGACUAAGAAGAAGAAAAAGAAAGAUAAGGAAGGGGGGCAGUUAAACAGUGACACUCCAGAUGCCACUGAUGAGGCUAGCACAGCGGCAAACCAAGACGCAGACGACUUGGCCCCGCCAAAUAUAGAGCGCCCCACGCCUACCAAAAUCCCUCUGGAGUCUCAGCAGACUGCGCAGAUUGCUAAAGCGGGGAGUGUUGCAGACUUGCGUGAAAAGGAAACUAAACAGCGUGCGUUGAAGAAUGUAGCAUCUGCGCCGACCAUGUCAGCAAAAGGCGGAGAAGAGAAGGAGAAGAACAGAUUGUCAGGGUUUUCAGACCGAGUGCGUCUUUCGUUAUCUAGAGCGCCAAAAUCCGAGCUUGGGUCUGAUUCAAAAAGGCGGUCAACAAGUUCCUUGAAGGCAUCUUCGACCAUCUCAAAACAAGAAGAAAAGGAAACUGAACAGCAAGUAGAAAAUCGACAGCCAGCCCCCGAGGCACUGUCUGAACAGCUACAAGAAGAAAAGAAGACGCCACCUGACGAAGAUGCACAUCCUCCUGCCCCGAGUAAGCCUUCCAAGUUACAAUCGCUCGCCAACCUGCCUGUCCUUGGACCUUGUGAUCACAUUGGAGAAGGUGACUCGCGCAUCAUAUAUGAUUUCUUCCCAGGCGAUCUCCGUCACCCGUCUGACCGGUCUCAGCCACUCAAGGACCUCAUUUUUGCACAACUAUACAACGAAGUAAGAUGGCAGAAGAUGUUACAUCAGCAAGGCGAAGUGCCGCGUCUUGUGUGCUGUCAAGGUACAUUUGGAGACGACGGAUCCAUGCCGAUAUAUCGCCAUCCAGCAGAUCAAACGCUGCCGCUUCUACACUUCUCACCCAAACUGCAGGUCAUACGGAAACAGGCCGAAAAGCUCGUGGGACAUCCGUUGAACCAUGUCUUGAUUCAACUCUACCGGUCGGGAAACGAUUUUAUAUCUGAGCAUUCAGACAAGACUCUUGAUAUUGUAAAAGGCUCUUCGAUCGUCAAUGUGAGCUUCGGAGCACAGCGGACUAUGCGUCUUCGUAGGAAGAAACCGCAGCACAAGCAAGAAAACACUCUAGUGGAAGAUGGAAGCACCACUGUGCGUGAGACUCAGCGCGUGGCUUUGCUACACAACUCCAUGUUCGUUCUUGGACUCAAAUCAAACGAAAAGUGGCUCCACUCUAUCCAGCCAGACAAGCGUAUCGCCGCCGAACGCAGCGAAGCUGAAAGAAGCCACAGUGGCAUCCGCAUCAGCCUGACAUUCCGCUAUAUUGGCACAUUUCUCGACGCAAAGGGCAACACGAUAUGGGGUCAAGGCGCAACGUCACAAGAGCAGCGCGACGCAGCAGACGUCAUCAAUGGAGACGAGGAAGAAGCAAAACGCAUGAUUACAGCAUUUAGUCGCGAGAACCACAACCCAGAUUUCAACUGGGAUGAAUGGUACGGCAAUGGCUUUGAUGUCCUCCACCUACAGGCACCACCUCCUGACCUUCCUCUUCUCUUUGCCUCCAACAACGCCAUUGAAACCCGCCAAGUCCAGAUUGCACUCGCAGAAUGCAAGAUUCCAUAUUCACUCAUAGAAGCACCGAGUAUAGAUCCAGCAUUCGAACGAAAUCGUCACGCCACCUUUCGAGAUGCAGACACAAAUCAUACAGAGAUACACACAUCGACUUCUAUCCUACUGUACCUAGACCGCUACCACCACCUCGACACCUCACCCUUCUCACAUCCUGUGACGGCCUCGGCAUACCCAAUCAUGCUUCUCGGAGCGGACGUACUGGCAUCAUGGCUCGCUCGCUUAACAACACCUGGCUCCGAAGAGGACUUGCAGUGUCGUGUUCAGCGCCUAGAAGAGGAUCUUGAGAUGCAUGGUGGUCCAUUUAUAGCUGGUAACAGAUUCAGCAUCGCGGAUUGCUUUGCCUGGCCGAUCAUCGAUGUCCUGGUGCGGGAGUGGGAUGUGUGGAGUGAGGAGGCGUUUCCGCAAUUGGACAAGUGGUACAGGGGGUGUUGGAAAAAGAAGGCGUCUGUUAAGAAGGCGAGAGAGAAGCUUGGGGAGGUAGUUGGGAAAACUGAGAGUGAAAGCAAGGCGUAG